ACGAAGCGAGCUUUCGAUACACCCGGACGCGCCGGACGCUGUGAUUGUCACAUCAUCCAUCACACCUCAAUCUCAGAUCUCGCAAGUGUCGGCAAGCAUCGCGCGGAUCAUAAAGUCAAGCGCCUUCCUUGCAGCUCCAUCUUCUCAACAUCCACAUCAAGUCGCAAAAUGAAGUCGACUGCCCUUUUCACCACUGUCACUAUGGCGCAUAUGGCGCUAUGCGUGCCGGUACCGUGGAUGGCUGGCGACAAGAUCUUGCCUUUGCUGAACAAAGAUGCGCCGAACAGCGCAACAUCCGGCCGAAGUCCAAAGACUGACAACACAUUUGCGCUUGCCUCCUCCCACCUUGCUCCUGGUCCGAUUCUCCAAAAGGCUGAGCAAUCAUUCAACUCGUUAUGGGACAACUGGAAGAAGAAGCAUGGCUCAAGCCCGGCACUGAAUGUCGAUGACGCGAAGAAGGAUAUCCCGGUGUUGAUCAUCACAGAAAUGGGGGAGCUGAGCGUCGCGAUACCUUCAUCAUCGCAGCCGUUAUCAAAACAGGCGUCCAACUCCAAGCAGAAACCGGUAUCGAUACCACCUGGCAACAAGAAGGCGGAUAAUGUUUCGGUUACGGAAUUGGGGGAGUUAAGCAUCGGGAUACCUUCGCCAGUGCCGUCGCCACCACCGUCGUCGUCAACUUCGUUACCCUCAUCUUCUCGACCGUCCAAUGGCACAUCGCCGUGCCCAUUCUAUGUCGGAAAACCUCGCGAUCAUGACGAUGUGCUGAUCAUAUUCCUGGUGUCGACCUUCUUACUUGUUGUCGUCGUGGUCGAAGCUUGGGAUCCUGUCUGUCGAAGUGUAAGAAACAGGUUCUCGUCGAGACGGAAGGGCGCCAUUCGGUUGGUCGAGGAGACAGAGACGAAACCCAAGUCGUUUCGGAAUGAUUCGGUCCUGGUCAAGUCGGAGAGCGGUUGAGGUCGGGAGGUACAUGGCACCCAAAAUAAAGAGCUUGUCGUUGUCACUGAUCGAGGGCACGUCGUUCAGGUGGAGCCUCGGAUGGAAUCAUGGGGAGUGGAUCGGAUGAAGGUGCGUAUAUGGGAGUUUUGGAUCGUAGGCUAU
This is a messenger RNA of Neurospora tetraspora, 1098 nucleotides long. RefSeq lists its product as uncharacterized. The transcript is spliced from 2 exons. The record is from RefSeq and is a predicted model, not a curated record. NCBI's taxonomy places the organism in Eukaryota, Fungi, Ascomycota, Sordariomycetes, Sordariales, Sordariaceae. The coding region runs from base 169 to 954 and encodes 261 amino acids.